Messenger RNA from Paramuricea clavata, 318 nucleotides. The record is from the annotation of a GenBank genome assembly. NCBI's taxonomy places the organism in Eukaryota, Metazoa, Cnidaria, Anthozoa, Malacalcyonacea, Plexauridae.
CAUGUGAUUGCCAUGAAAAUGGGACCCUCGUAUCAUCCUCGACUCCAAGCAACUCUCCUUUGCCGCCCUGUAACCAUAUUGGCCAGUGUGCUUGUCGCUCAAACGUGAUUGGCUUAAAAUGCGACCAAUGCAAAGAGAACCACUGGAACAUCAACUCUCGGCUUGGUUGUGAAUCGUGUAAUUGUGACCAAUCUGGAGCGUACAAUGACAGCUGUGAGUUACAUUCGGGACAGUGUGUUUGUAAACCCGGCGUAGGAGGAAGACGAUGCGACCAAUGUUUGCCGGAUCACUAUCAGUUCUCUCCAGAUGGAUGCAAAG